Molecule: messenger RNA, 1719 nt
Organism: Penicillium canariense
Lineage: Eukaryota; Fungi; Ascomycota; Eurotiomycetes; Eurotiales; Aspergillaceae
Product: Carboxypeptidase S1
Exons: 8
Coding region: 1-1719 (572 amino acids)
Biological process (GO): proteolysis
Cellular component (GO): fungal-type vacuole
Molecular function (GO): serine-type carboxypeptidase activity
Source: RefSeq, a predicted model, not a curated record
AUGCGCGUCCACAGCCUGAUCCCGCUAGUGCUGCCUCUUGCAGCAGCGGCGUCGAUCCCUCUCGGUACUGAGUUCGCUCGUCGCCAGCUUCCCAACGAGCCCAAGGGUGUCAAGACGAUUAAGACGGCGAACAAUGUCACUAUCCGGUACAAGGAGCCUGGCAAAGAGGGUGUCUGCGAAACGACUCCCGGUGUCAAUUCAUAUGCUGGCUAUGUGGACCUGGCUCCGGACGCGCAUACUUUCUUCUGGUUCUUCGAGGCACGCCACGAUCCGGAGAAUGCGCCAAUUACCCUGUGGUUGAACGGUGGCCCUGGUAGCGAUUCAUUGAUCGGGUUGUUCGAAGAACUGGGGCCCUGCAGUGUUAACGAGAAGAACGAGACCGAAAUCAAUCCUCACUCAUGGAACGAGGUUUCGAAUAUGCUCUUCAUCUCCCAACCCCUUGGCACCGGCUUCUCAUAUGCGGAGAAAGAAGCUGGCUCCCUCAACCCCUUUACAGGCUCGUUUGAGGAUGCGUCUUUUGCGGGUGUUCAGGGCCGCUACCCGGUCAUCAAUGCCACUCUGAUUGACACCACCAAUCUCGCUGCCGAAGCUACCUGGGAAGUCCUACAGGGAUUCCUUGGUGGUCUGUCCAAGCUGGACUCGAAGAUCAAAUCCAAGAGCUUCAAUCUAUGGACCGAGAGUUACGGAGGACACUAUGGCCCAGCUUUCUUCGACCAUUUCUACGAGGAAAACGAGAAGAUUGCCAACGGUACCACCGAGGGCAUCCAGCUUGAUUUCAACACUCUGGGCAUUAUCAAUGGAAUCAUCGACGAGUCCAUCCAGGCUCCUCACUACCCCGAGUUUGCCCGCCACAACACAUACGGCAUCAAGGCGGUGAAUGAGACUGUCUAUAACUACAUGAAGUUUGCCAACUCCAUGCCCAAUGGCUGCCAGGACAUGAUCGCCAACUGCAAAGCCACCAACCGCACCUCGCUCUCCGACCUUGCAAUCUGUACCGAAGCCGGCAACAUGUGCCGUGACAAUGACUCAACCCCCAUUGGCAAACCGGCACCGACUUACACUACUCCCACAGAGAGCCCAUACUACGUCUUUAGUGGCCGCGGCACCUACGACAUUCGUCACCCUUCCCAGGAUCCCACCCCUCCCAGCUAUUACCUCAACUACCUAGCCAAAGACGAAGUCAUGAACGCCCUCGGCGUCGACCUCAAUUACACGCAGUCCAACAGUGAAGUCUACUUCGCCUUCCAGCAGACCGGCGACUUCGUCUGGCCCAAUUUCAUCGAGGACCUGGAAGAUAUCCUCACCCGCCCCGUCCGCGUCGCUCUCAUCUACGGCGACGCAGACUACAUCUGCAACUGGUUCGGUGGCCAGGCCGUCUCCCUCGCCACCAAGUACAAGCACAGCAAGGAGUUCCGCGCCGCGGGCUACGCUCCCUUCACUGUCGACGGCGUCGAAUAUGGCGAGACUCGCGAGUAUGGCAACUUCUCGUUCACCCGUGUUUAUGAAGCUGGCCACGAGGUCCCAUACUAUCAGCCCAUUGCCUCAUUGCAGUUAUUCAACCGCACGCUGAAUGGCUGGGAGCUGCCCACUGGCGAGAAAAGGUUGACGUCGGACUUUGGGUCGCAUGGCCCGGCUACGGCAACGCAUACUGAGUCGUCGGUGGCUUUGCCGACUUCGUCUGCUACUGCAGGCGUUUCUGUUGGAAGGAUGGCUUGGUAG